CGCGGCCGUUAUAACUCUGUAACCGCUAGGUGGCCGUUCCGCGGAGACCGACAGUGUUUAAAGCGGCGAGGGUUUGUGUGUUUGAUUAUUAUUUAUCGAACAGUAAUCAUGCCGCGAGUGUACAUCGGCAGGCUGAGUUAUCAUGUGCGAGAAAAGGACAUACAGCGUUUUUUCAGCGGCUACGGGAAGCUUUUAGAAAUCGAUCUGAAGAACGGGUAUGGGUUUGUGGAGUUUGAGGACACGCGUGACGCAGACGAUGCUGUGUACGAGCUGAACGGUAAAGAUCUGUGCGGGGAGCGUGUGAUCGUGGAGCACGCCAGAGGACCGCGGCGGGACCGGGAUGGAUAUGGUGGGGGUUAUGGGGGCAGCAGCAGCCGCAGCAGUAGUGGUUAUAGCAGCAGGAGCCGAAGCGGAAGAGAGAAAUAUGGACCACCGGUUCGCACGGAGUACCGUCUGAUCGUGGAGAACCUGUCCAGUCGCUGCAGCUGGCAGGAUCUCAAGGACUUCAUGCGUCAAGCUGGAGAGGUGACCUAUGCUGACGCCCACAAAGAAAGAACCAAUGAGGGUGUCAUCGAGUUUCGCUCUUACUCCGAUAUGAAGAGAGCUUUGGACAAGUUGGAUGGCACUGAUAUCAACGGAAGAAAAAUCCGUCUUGUGGAGGACAAGCCUAGACGACGUCGCUCCUACUCUGGGAGCAGGUCAAGGUCUCGCAGCCGACGCCGUUCUCGCAGCAGGAGCCGCCGAAGCUCACAAAGCCGUUCCAGGUCCAGAUCUCGCUCAAGGUCCCGCAGCAAGCACCGCUCUCGUUCCAGGUCUGGUCGCAAGUCCCGCUCCAGGUCUAGGAGAAAGUCUCACUCAAAGUCCCCAACAAAGUCCCGCUCCAGGAAGUCAAAGUCUCGUUCCCGCUCGCGUACGCAGAAGUCACGCAGUCGCUCCCCCAGCCACAAGUCUCGCUCCCGCUCCGAUGCCCGCAAAUCUCGCUCUAAGAGCCGCUCCAAAGCCAAGUCGGAGAGGGAUUCCAGGAGCCGCUCGAAGGAGAAGUCCGUCAGUAGGAAGUCCCGAAGCCGCUCGGCUUCUCCAAGGGAGAAUGGAAAUGGAGACCGGGCCAAGUCCACCUCCCGCUCGCCGUCCCCUAAAGAGGACCGCCGUCAGUCCGAGUCUCCUGGGAAGCGUUCUGCGUCUCGCUCUCCAUCACGUUCGAAGUCUCGUUCCCGCUCUCGAUCUGCUUCUCAAGACUAGUGUCUCGCAGCAGGAACAUGCCAUGCACAGUUCAGUGUUACUCCAUCAUUCACAGCCUAUGAACAUUCACCAAAUGAUUAAAGAGGCUGCAGCCCAGUGUAGUAUUGAUUACUGUGCUGUUUUCAACAUUGCAUGAAAACUAUUGCAUACCCUCCUCCCCCUCAUGAAAUAUCAAAUCAGAGUUUGUUUUCCGUUUUAUCAUUAGUUUAUAAGGUUUUGUGCUUCUAAGCAUUGCUCAGGCUGUUGUUUGUGUUCGACUCUUUGGUAUGGGGCGUCUUUAAAAGGAUCUUUGUGUUUUUGCUUUAGUGCGAGGUUUGAGGUGGCUGUUAUCAAUGUUAAAGCCUGAAUCCGAUAGAAUGCAUAAUUUUGCAGCUGUCCUUUUGUGUAGAUAACAGGAUGUGAUAGUUGAGUGGCUGGCUAUGGAAACGCUUCCUCGCUGUGUAGUCAUUCAUGUCUUUAAUUAAACUGAUAAUUUUCUUUGGAAGUUAUGUUUCUGUUAGUGCUUUGGAUCAUCUUUGUGGUGUUUUUGUUUUGUUUUUUACAAAAAGUUUAUUACAUUACUUGCAGUGUGAUUUCUGCGAUCUCAUUUUAAAUGGGUUUUUGCAUAUUUUCCCAAGUGUUUUGGUUAAAUAAACAUUUAAUUGG
This is a messenger RNA of Carassius auratus (goldfish), 1884 nucleotides long. Its product is annotated as serine/arginine-rich splicing factor 6-like. The coding region runs from base 109 to 1239 and encodes 376 amino acids. The record is from RefSeq and is a predicted model, not a curated record. The transcript is spliced from 6 exons. Gene Ontology annotation, cellular component: nucleus; cytoplasm. Lineage: Eukaryota; Metazoa; Chordata; Actinopteri; Cypriniformes; Cyprinidae. Gene Ontology annotation, molecular function: mRNA binding.